Messenger RNA from Diaporthe batatas, 963 nucleotides. RefSeq lists its product as uncharacterized. The coding region runs from base 1 to 963 and encodes 320 amino acids. NCBI's taxonomy places the organism in Eukaryota, Fungi, Ascomycota, Sordariomycetes, Diaporthales, Diaporthaceae. The transcript has 4 exons. Gene Ontology annotation, cellular component: cytoplasm. The record is from RefSeq and is a predicted model, not a curated record. Gene Ontology annotation, molecular function: 2-oxoglutarate-dependent dioxygenase activity.
AUGACGCCUUCCGCCAUCGAGGUUGACACGCCGAUUCGGUCCAAGGAAGAGCACAGACAGCCGCUGAAGCUGUCUGGAGCCCUGGACUCUUUCGAGUCUUUCGAUGUCACACCUAGCAUUGGUCGAGAGUUCCCAAAGGCCAGCCUCACAGACUGGCUGAAUGCGGAAAACUCCGACGAGCUGCUCAGAGAUCUCGCAAUCACUAUCUCGCAACGUGGGGUGGUUUUCUUCCGUGCCCAGGAUGAGCUCACCAAUGACCUCCAGAAGAAGCUGAUCCUGCGCCUCGGAGAACUAACUGGGAGGCCCAAGACCUCUGGGCUCCACAUUCAUCCGAUUCUCAACGACUCGCGGGAGCUUGGUGGCAACGACAAGGAGAUCUCCACCAUCAGCUCCGUUCAGCACAACAAGCUGUACAAACGGGACACGGCGGAUCAGCUCAGCGCCAAGAAGCAGAAUAGUGCCCAGUGGCACUCGGACAUAGCUUUCGAGCCUGUGCCAGCUGACUACACCUCACUGCGCCUGGUAGAACUUCCCGAGACAGGUGGGGAUACCCUCUGGGCUUCGGGUUAUGAGAUCUAUGAUCGGAUUAGCGAGCCAUACCAGAAAUUUCUCGAGGGCCUAACAGGGACAUUUGCUCAGCCAUUCUUUCAGGAGGUCGCCGACAGGGGCGGAUUCAAGCUCUACAGUGAGCCCCGUGGUGCGCCCGAGAACGUUGGACUGGACCUCAAGGCCAUCCAUCCAGUCGUUCGCACCAACCCCGUGACAGGGUGGAAAAGCAUCUUCCCAGUCGGCGGUCAUGUGCGUCAUAUCAAUGGCGUCACUCAGGAGGAGAGUGAUCAUCUCUUAAAGUGGUUCCUCGACUUAGUCUACAAGAAUCACGACCUGCAGGUCCGCUUGAAGUGGCAGAACAAGAAUGACAUUGGAGACCAUACCUUGACCCACAGAGCUCCUCCAGGCGGGUAG